AUGGCAAAGAAGUUCUUCAGCGGAUGGGAGAUAUGGGAGAAGUUGGUCUUCAUACUGGCAUGCGCAAUGGUGGUUACGGUUAUUCUGGGAAGUUUGAAACUAAUAUAUGCGCAUGGGCGACUCCGCAAGUUCUCCGCCAUUGCUGAGCAAGAGCGGGUCGAGCAAUCCAUGCAGCGUACAAUGAGUCAGCGGUCCGCGAGGCCGGAGAGUGAAGUUGUGCCGUUCGGGAUACGCGCGAUUGAGAGUGGGAUCCAGGUGGAAGGUCUUUGGAUCUCUCGGGGCAAUACACCGGACCCUGGAAGUGAGAACGCUUCGGCGGCGUCUUCGCCAGUUGAGCAAUCGCCAGUGAAGACAUUCAACGCCGCCGUCGACGGGCAGCAGGCUAGGUCAGCCAAAGCGGACCACAUUCUAUCACUUCUCAGGCCGGAUUUUCGAGAGGACUUGCAAUCAAGGAGCAGAACCAGCCAUGACGAGGCCUCCGAAGCCAUCAGCAAACCGCAGCGCAGCAGAUAUCCACCGCUCUCUUACGCCAAGUACGAGUAUCAACCCUACAUUGCUUGUCCGUCUCAGCCUGUCCGGACGCUGGAAGGCCUGGAUGCGAUUCAUAAAGCAUCGACUUCCCUCCGUGUGGACGAGUACAAUACCAACAGCGACUCCUCGCAUCGGUCGAGCGACAGCACGGGCGACAUUGACUCCAUCUCGGCAUAUGCUCCUGCACUCUUUACGGGCCAGACGCCAUCCGCUCCAAAAAUACCGUCCGCAAAUGACUUGGAUCUGCUCAACAGUCGCAGAGUAUUCCAAGCUGCAGAGACUGGACAGCUGACACCUCGAGGACGGCGGCCAGGGCAGAGCGCCAGUGUAGACUUGACAGGAUUGCGAGGACCGAACAGACUCUCCACGUCUGUAGAAGGUCGGCCAUCCACAAGAUCGUCCAGCUCUGACACGGGCACUGCGGCAGCGCUCUCGUCAGCGAAAAUAGCAGCUCUGCCGCCGGCGGUGCGCAGGUCAAGCAUGCCUGACGUGACGCCCUUUACGGAGUUCUGCAAGCGGACCUCGCAGGACAGAGGGCCUGCGACUCCUCGUGCAAGGAGCAGAGACAGCGCCCUGAGCAGUCAGGCAGUCAGUGAGAGCCCGGUCGACUCCGCUGCCUCCAGCCCUAUCAUGCUUGCCUCAGCAGGCGCAGCAGAACUGAAGCUACCGCCGCCAAAGCGAACGUCGUUUGUGAAAGGGCCGUCGCAGGUGGUUCGUGGGCAUGGCACUGGAUUCGAGAUCUUGAUGCCUGGCACAUUGAACCCGCCCAUGCCGGGCGAUCAUCCGAUGGAAAGGGAGAGAGCAGCACCGCCGAUAUCUCUGCAGAACUCAUCGCGCGCUCGGUCGAGGAGCGAAGAUGGAAAGUCGAAGCUGCAGAAGAAGCGCCAGCCGAGCAUGGACUCUUCUUCGAGUCGUUCGACGGCGAGCAGGCGGAGCAGGAUCAGUCUGUUUGCCUGA
Messenger RNA from Saxophila tyrrhenica, 1488 nucleotides. RefSeq lists its product as uncharacterized. The coding region runs from base 1 to 1488 and encodes 495 amino acids. The transcript is spliced from 2 exons. The record is from RefSeq and is a predicted model, not a curated record. Lineage: Eukaryota; Fungi; Ascomycota; Dothideomycetes; Mycosphaerellales; Extremaceae.